This is a messenger RNA of Ambispora gerdemannii, 607 nucleotides long. Lineage: Eukaryota; Fungi; Glomeromycota; Glomeromycetes; Archaeosporales; Ambisporaceae. The record is from the annotation of a GenBank genome assembly.
AAAGCUAGGUCAUUUUGCAUUUCAAGAAGAAAUCACUGAUAUACAUAAAGAAACCGUGAUGCAAAUACAAGCUACUAGAAUGCAGGAAGAGACUUUAUUAAAUGUUGAAGCAUCAGCUACUUUGUCGCAACAAUUCUCAUCUAAUGUUACUGUAACACAAUUAUCACAAUCAUCUUCAGCAAUGCUAUCAACCAACACUUUAUCAUUGAUAUCACGAUCAUCUCCAUUGACACAAAUAUCUCCUUCCAUGACUAUAUAUAACUCACCAACAUCCAUUGAAAUUGCGACAAAACCACAAAUGCGUUUGGACCCAUCCAAUGAUACCGCAACACCAUCAUCACAACCAUCUUCAGCAAUGUUGUUAAUUGAUACUUUAUCACGACCGUCUCUAUUAAUACCAUCCGUUGACAUCAUACAAGUUCCAAAGGCUCUUGUUAAUGUUCCUGUGACAACAAUUUGCAAAUUCGCUCGCAAAUCUUGGAGGUAUAUGAAUACAUAUAAUAAAGGAUUGGAAGGUAGAACUGCUGAGUGGGCCGUCAACAAGUACAAGUCUCAUCAUCGUUUGCCUGAAAACAUUGAAAGAGAAAUGAAUUUAGAUGGAGAGUAA